GAUGCCCGCCCGCUCCGCGCCUCCCCCCCCCGCGCUGCCCCCGGCGCUGCGCCGACGGCUGCGCGAUUUGGAGCGGGAUGAGGAGAGUCUGAGCGAGAAGGAAAGCGUUCAGGAGCAGCUCCGCCUCAUGCGCGCCUUCCUCCGCGCCGACGUCCAGCGCCGUCUGAGCGCCCUCGACGCCGAGCUGCGCUGCCAGGAGCUCUCGGAGGAGCGCUACCUGGCCAAGGUGAAAGCCCUCCUGCGCCGGGAGCUCGCGGCAGAGAAUGGCGACGCGGCCGCUUUGUUCCGCCGCGCGUCCAACGGCUGCGCCAGGAGCGGCGAGGAGGAGUGGGAGCGAGGGGGGGGGGGGGACGGAGCCAUGGAGGUGGAGGAAGCGGCCGCCUGCUCCUCCUCCUCCUCCUCCUCCUCCUCUUCUUCCUCCUCCUCCUCCUCCUCUUCCUCUUCGCUGCUCCCAACGCCGCGGGCUCGCAAAGCGCGGCGCAGCCGAUCCAACGGCCAGAGCAAAAGAUCUCCUGCCAGUUCCCGCGUCACCCGCAGCUCCGGCCGGCAGCCCAGCAUCCUGAGCGCCUUCUCCAAAGGGUCCACCAAAAGGAAAUCGGGGGAGGUGAACGGGGCCGCGAAGCCGGAGGUGAGCGCCGAGAAGGAGGAGGAGGAGGAGGAGGAGCUGGAGGAGAGGGAACAAGACGAGAAGAGGAUUAAAAUCGAAACCAAAGAAGGAUCUGAGACAAAGGAUGAAAUUACUCAGGUUAAAACCUCAACGCCCGCCAAAAGCUGCCCCAGAGCAGAACCGGACCCAAAGACGCCUCGGAAAUCGGAACCCCGCCGCGGUUGGACGUUGGGGGAGGGAGGAGCUCACGGCGCGCCGCGUGUCUUACAGACCACCCCUCCCAAAUGCGUCGACUGCCGGCAGUACCUCGACGACCCCGACCUCAAAUUCUUCCAAGGGGACCCCGACGACGCGCUGGAGGAGCCCGAAAUGCUGACGGACGAGCGGCUGUCCAUCUUCGACGCCAACGAGGACGGCUUUGAGAGCUACGAGGAUCUGCCGCAGCACAAAGUCACCUCCUUCAGCGUCUACGACAAACGCGGCCAUCUGUGCCCCUUCGACACCGGGCUGAUCGAGCGCAACAUCGAGCUCUAUUUCAGCGGCGCCGUGAAGCCCAUCUACGAUGACAACCCGUGUUUGGAUGGUGGGGUGAGGGCCAAAAAGUUGGGGCCCAUCAACGCCUGGUGGAUCACGGGCUUCGAUGGAGGGGAGAAGGCGCUCAUCGGCUUCACCACAGCCUUCGCCGACUACAUCCUGAUGGAGCCCAGCGAGGAAUACGCGCCCAUCUUCGCCCUGAUGCAGGAGAAAAUCUACAUGAGCAAAAUCGUCGUCGAGUUCCUGCAGAACAACCGCGACGUCAGCUACGAGGACCUGCUCAACAAGAUCGAGACCACCGUCCCUCCCGUGGGGCUGAACUUCAACCGCUUCACAGAGGAUUCGCUCCUGCGGCACGCGCAGUUCGUGGUGGAGCAGGUGGAGAGCUACGACGAGGCUGGGGACAGCGACGAGCCCCCCGUCCUCAUCACCCCCUGCAUGAGGGACCUCAUCAAGCUGGCCGGGGUCACCCUGGGGAAGAGGCGCGCCGUGCGGCGCCAGGCCAUCCGUCACCCCACCAGGAUCGACAAGGACAAAGGCCCCACCAAGGCCACCACCACCAAGCUGGUGUACCUCAUCUUCGACACCUUCUUCUCGGAGCAGAUCGAGAAGGACGAGAGGGAGGACGACAAGGAGAACGCCACGAAGCGCCGGCGCUGCGGCGUCUGCGAGGUCUGCCAGCAGCCCGAAUGCGGGAAGUGCAAGGCGUGCCAGAACAUGGUGAAGUUCGGGGGCAGCGGCCGCAGCAAGCAGGCGUGUCUGCAGAGGAGGUGCCCCAAUCUGGCGGUGCGGGAGGCGGACGAAGACGAGGAGGUGGACGACAACAUCCCCGAGAUGCCGUCCCCCAAGAAGAUGCUGCAGGGGAGGAAGAAGAAGCAGAACAAGAGCCGCAUCUCCUGGGUGGGGGAACCCAUCAAGAGCGACGGGAAGAAGGAUUUCUACCAGAGGGUUUGCAUCGACUCCGAGACCCUGGAGGUGGGCGACUGCGUCUCCGUCAGCCCCGAUGAUCCCACCAAGCCCCUCUACCUGGCCAGGGUGACGGCCAUGUGGGAGGACAGAAGCGGGCAGAUGUUCCACGCUCAUUGGUUCUGCCCCGGUUCCGACACCGUCCUGGGCGCCACCUCGGACCCCCUGGAGCUUUUCCUGGUGGACGAAUGCGAGGACAUGCAGCUCUCCUACAUCCACGGCAAAGUCACCGUCAUCUACAAACCGCCGUCGGACAACUGGGCCAUGGAGGGCGGUUUGGACAUGGAGAUCAAGAUGGUGGAGGACGACGGCAGGACGUACUUCUACCAGAUGUGGUACGACCAGGAGUACGCGCGCUUCGAGACGCCGCCAAGCGUGCAGCCGACGGAGGACAACCGAUACAAGUUCUGUGUCAGCUGCGCCCGGCUGGACGAGGUGAGGCACAAAGAGAUCCCCAAAGUGGCCGAACCUCUGGAAGAAGGCGAUGGCCGGCUGUUCUACGGCGUGGCCACCAAGAACGGCGUGCAGUACCGCGUCGGGGACGGCGUCUACCUGCUGCCCGACGCCUUCGCCUUCAGCAUGAAGCCCGCCAGCCCGGCCAAGCGCCCCAAAAAAGAGGCUGUGGACGAGGACUUGCACCCCGAGCACUACCGGAAGUACUCCGAGUACAUCAAGGGCAGCAACCUGGAUGCCCCCGACCCUUUUCGUGUGGGGCGCAUCAAGGAGAUCUUCUGCCACAUCCGCAGCAACGGGAAACCCAACGAGGCCGACAUCAAACUGCGCAUCUGGAAGUUCUACCGGUGAGCGGCGUGGGGGUUGGAAGGGUCCUUGAAGGUCACUGAACCACGGGAAGGUUGUUUUUGGGAGGGUCCUUGAAGGUCAUAGAAGUGGGAGGUGGGGUGAGUUGGAAGGGUCCUUAAAGGUCCUUGAAUUGUAAGAAGGUUGGGUUGGGGUUGAGUUGGGUUGGAAGGGUCCUUGAAGGUCAUAGAAGCGGGAAGUGGGGCGAGUUGGAAGGGUCCUUGAAGGUCCUUGAAUUGUAAGAAGGUUGGGUUGGUUUGAGUUGGGUUGGAAGGGUCCUUGAAGGUCACUGAACCACAGGAAGGUUGUUUUGGAAGGGUCCUUGAAGGUCAUGGAAGCAGAGGUGGGUUGAGUUGGAAGGGUCCUUAAAGGUCCUUGAACUGUAGGAAGGUUGGGUUGGGUUGGAAGGGUCCUUGAAGGUCAUGGAAUGGCAGAAUGGGUUUUGUUGCGUUGGGUUGGGUUGGUUUGGAAGGGUCCUUGAAGAUCAAAGAAUGAGUUGGGUUGGAAGGGUCCUCGAAGAUCAAAGAACCAUAGGAUGGUUAGUUGGGUUGGGUUGGAUUGGAAGGGUCCUUGGAGAUC
Messenger RNA from Lagopus muta (rock ptarmigan), 3484 nucleotides. RefSeq names its product DNA (cytosine-5)-methyltransferase 1-like. Gene Ontology annotation, cellular component: nucleus. Lineage: Eukaryota; Metazoa; Chordata; Aves; Galliformes; Phasianidae. Gene Ontology annotation, molecular function: DNA binding; chromatin binding; zinc ion binding. The record is from RefSeq and is a predicted model, not a curated record.